UCCUGCGUCAAGUGCAUGGAGUCCUACUGCGGCAUCCACGUGAAGGAAGGCAGCGUGACCCGGCUGGCGUGCCCGGGCCCGUCGUGCCGCGCCCCGCUGCCGCCGCCCGUGCUGCGGCGCCUCCUCGCCGACGAGGGCUACGCGCGGUGGGAGUCGCUGGCGCUGCGGAGGACGCUGGACACGAUGCCCGACGUGGCCUACUGCCCCCGGUGCAACGCCGCCUGCGUCGCGGCCGGCGACGACGCGCAGUGCCCCGCGUGCUUCUUCACCUUCUGCGCGCAGUGCGGGGAGCGGCGCCACGUCGGGGACGCCUGCGUCCCCGCCGAGGACAAGCUCGACGACCUGCUGGAGCGGCAGAAGCUGAAAGCGUCGGCGAGGGAGGAGCAGCGGUCGGAGGCGCAGCGGCUGCGGGAGCAGCGGAAGGUGGAGGAGCUACUGAGCCUGCGGGAGGUGCUCCGCAGCACGAGGCAGUGCCCGGCGUGCCGGAUGGCCAUCGCCAAGACGGAGGGCUGCAACAAGAUGGUGUGCGACAACUGCGGCACCUUCUUCUGCUACCGCUGCAGCCGCGCCAUCAGCGGCUACAAGCACUUCGUGUGAGCAAGCAAACCCCAACGCCUCCGAUCCGCUCGCCAUCACCCAUCAGGCGUGCAGCUUACAGUUUUCGGCUGCCAUUUUUGGCGUCCUCGCAGCAACGGGGAGUGCGGGCUGUUCGAGCGCGUCGGCAGGGGGAGGCUCCCGGGGCAGCAGGCGCG
Molecule: messenger RNA, 752 nt
Organism: Panicum virgatum (switchgrass)
Lineage: Eukaryota; Viridiplantae; Streptophyta; Magnoliopsida; Poales; Poaceae
Product: E3 ubiquitin-protein ligase RNF14-like
Exons: 2
Coding region: 16-597 (193 amino acids)
Biological process (GO): positive regulation of proteasomal ubiquitin-dependent protein catabolic process; ubiquitin-dependent protein catabolic process; protein polyubiquitination
Cellular component (GO): cytoplasm; ubiquitin ligase complex
Molecular function (GO): ubiquitin conjugating enzyme binding; zinc ion binding; ubiquitin protein ligase activity
Source: RefSeq, a predicted model, not a curated record